UGCAAAGAGAUAGACAAUGCCGAUCCAUUUUGUGAGUUGUUUCCUCGUUCCCUUGCUUUGACUUCAUACUUGGUCUGCAACUUCGCAAGCCAGUGAAGCCACCUUGGUUUUUAAUCUCAUUCACGACCUAGGCACAAUCUUAGCAUCUAAAUAUUACUUUUUCCUCUUCCAAAUCAAGACUUGAUUUAAAGCAUAAGCUCCUGCUUUAUGUAUCACAAUUUUCCUACGAUCGAGCAUCAAUCUUAAUCUGGGUGUUAGCUAUUGUGCUGCUACUAGUGUGAAACUUCAGCUGAAACCCAGGCACGGAUCCAAUAGAGCACAAUCUUGUCAAAUUUUGAAACUUUGCUAUUUUGGGCUCAUUUGUUGAGGUUUAGGACUAUUUGUGAUUGAUUGGAGGGAGAGGAACGAGAGAAUAACCUGAUCCCUUGUUAUUUCGGAUUCUACUUGUUAGAAGCUGGAUUUGAUCUUUUUGUGUUUCUGAGCUAUCAAUAUGGGAGGGCAAUCCAGCAAGAUGACUGGUGCUGAUUCACCAACAUCCAUUAAAAUGGGUGCCCAUUCACUUUAUGCAGCUGAUUUGAGCUCCUAUGAAGCUGCAUGUGUGAAAGAUCCAAGCUUGCAGUCCUUUGAUGUGACCAUUCAGGAGCACACUAACAGGGUGAUUAGUUCCCUUGCUCAUGGGGUUGAGGUUCGUUCUUUAUCUUUUGACUCACUGAGAGAAGUGACUGACAGUCUGCUUGAGAUGAAUCAGGAAGUUGUUAAAGUUAUUUUGGAUUGCAAGAAAGAUAUAUGGGGAAACAAGGACUUGUUCUCCUUGGUGAAUGAUUAUUUUGAAAAUAGCCUCAAGACAUUGGAAUUCUGUAAUUCUCUUGAGAAAUGCUUGAGGCGAGCACGCGAAAACCAGGUGAUAAUCAAGUCCGUAAUUACCUACUUUGAGGAAGAGGUGCAAAAUGGGGUUGAAGGAAUGGCGUAUGUGAAGACAUUGCAAGAGCUUAAGAAUUUUAAGGAUGCUGGGGACCCCUUUACAGAAGAGUUUUAUUUAUUGUUUCAAUCAGUUUACACGCAGCAGGCAUCAAUGUUGCAGAAAUUGCAAAUCAGAAAGAGAAAGCUUGAUAAGAAAUUGAAAUCCCUCAAGACAUGGAAGAGGGUGUCAAGUGCUAUUUUCGUGGCUGCUUUUGUUUCUGUGUUGAUUUUCUCUGUGGUGGCAGCUUCUGUUGCUGCACCACCUGUUGUAACAGCUUUGGCUGCUGCAUUGGCUGUUCCAAUAGGGUCCGUAGGAAAAUGGUGCAACUCACUUUUUAAGGGCUAUGAGAAAGCUCUAAAGGGACAAAGGGAAGUAAUCAGCUCAAUGCAGGUUGGUACUUACAUUACAUUGAAGGACUUGGACAACAUUCGUGUACUUACCAACAAGUUGGAAGUAGAACUUGAAUCAUUAUUGCAUAAUGCUGAAUUUGCUCUCAGAAACGAGGAUGUUAUAAAGAUUGCAAUCGACGACAUUAAGAAGAAAAUAGAAACUUUUUCAGAGACCAUUGACACUUUAAGUGCACAUGCUGAUAAAUGUAGUCGGCAGAUAAGGAGAGCAAGGACCGUGGUUAUACAGAAUAUAAUUAAAAGACCUGAUUGAGAUCCCUUUGGAAUGUUUUAUUGAUUACUUUCUCUUGCUGGUAUCUUCCUUUGCUCCAAUUAAGAAGUACUGAUUAAACUCCUUGAUCAUAAGAUGCCUUAUAAAGAGAAAUGAAGAUAGAACUUGUGUAGAACAUUUCUAUCCAUCCUAUGUAUAGAUAUUUGGAUUAUACAUAAUUACAAAUAUAUUUGCUGCUAUGUUGUUUCUGAUUACUCUGUUGCUAGAUGCAAUUGGACAUCAUCUAUAGGCAAUAAUAUUGAAAUCAUGAGAAGCUCACAGAACAAAGUCUAGGAUUGUUGAUAGUGAAGUGUAAGUGCAGCCUAUGGUGGACAUAUCUAACGGAGCAGCUUCAUGAUUAGGAGAUGGUAAGUAUCAAUUUUAAAAGGCGGAGUAUGAGAUCCAAAGAAAAUGAAAAAAUUUCUCUAUGAAUUGAAGUAUUGAUAUAUAAACUAGUUUUCAAUCUUUGACAUCUGCAUUCUCAAGUUGCAGCACAUGUUAAAUAAUUGUUUACCUAAUAUUUUGUUGUCAGUUGUUUCUAUUUCGGUACAUGGAAGUGAAAUGUAAAG
Molecule: messenger RNA, 2187 nt
Organism: Gastrolobium bilobum
Lineage: Eukaryota; Viridiplantae; Streptophyta; Magnoliopsida; Fabales; Fabaceae
Product: UPF0496 protein At2g18630-like
Exons: 2
Coding region: 491-1621 (376 amino acids)
Source: RefSeq, a predicted model, not a curated record